Molecule: messenger RNA, 1248 nt
Organism: Fusarium verticillioides 7600
Lineage: Eukaryota; Fungi; Ascomycota; Sordariomycetes; Hypocreales; Nectriaceae
Exons: 5
Coding region: 1-1248 (415 amino acids)
Source: RefSeq, a predicted model, not a curated record
AUGCGGUUUCUCGCUUUUGUAGGCGUUUGCCUACCGCUCAUUUCAGGCUCGCCAGUUGACACCUCGCGCUCAGGUCUAUUCCCCCGUAUUGUCACCGGCAUUGAGAAGCCUUCUUGUGGUGUGUUAGGCUAUAAGCCAGACCCUUUUCUUACCAGAACUCGAAAAUGCCGUUUGGUCGAUUGUCGGGAGCUUUGCUCUGUCAUUACUGGCUGUCAGAGCUACGCGGAGAGCAACGCCAGAUGUCUUCUGUUCUCCUCUUCUGUGGCAGAAGGAUCCCAACAAGACUCGACGUCUCCUUAUAUACUUUAUGACCUUGGUUGUUCUAUGACCACGUCUUCGACCACUGAGACUCUGCCCGAAGCCACAAUCAGCGCACGUACUGGGUUGUCCACCUCAGGCACAGAGGCCGCUACAACUUCAAAUGCGCAGCCCUCGUCAACGGCAGCUACUUUUACUACAGAACUCAGUACAGGAUUAGCCUUUUCAUCGAGUUCUCUCUCUAGUGAGCCGAUCACCGCGACCACCACUGGUCUCACUACAGAUGAAGUGAGUGCAAGUGUUUCAGUGUCCAGCGAUGCUACCUCAACAGCAAUUAUUCCCGGCUCGAAUACCGAAACGACUCCGACAGGGGAUACAACAACCACAACAGCAGGCGAACCUACCACUACCGGCUCGAGUACACCUACCGUCUAUGUCAUUCGAUUGGUGAAUCCAGAUGAGUCUACCUUUGGCUACGUCUCCUCUGCCGUGGACCACAAUCGUAAAUAUGGCUCUAAGGAAGACGCUUUGGAGAUUCAGAUAUCUCCACCCGAGCCAGGUGCCACUUCUCAGAUAGAAAUCGUUCAUGCUGAGUUAUUCGGUGGCCUCACACGCUUAUGUGCCGUUCAGAGUACUCAUAACACAAACCCCGACUUGGGGCCAGACUCGUCUUUCUACAACUACCUUUCUACAUGUACUCCUAGCCCUCCCGGUAGUCCGCCAGCCAAUGUUUAUCACGCUUGGACCAACUGGGCUGAACUGAAUCGAUAUACGUUGGCAGCUGAAUCAGCUAUUUGGAACAUCGACCCCGUCACUCUUGAGGUCACUGCUUCUUGGAUAAAUACCGACGGAUCCACUCCUCCUAUCACCCUAUUUAUAUCUGAAUCUUCCAACUGGAUUGGUAUGACUGGGAGCUUGUCUGCAACGCAGGCUGCCUUUCCAAGCCAACCAUAUAGACGCAUCAAGUUGGCUCUUGAGCUGAUUUCGUAA